UCAACUGAGCUUUUGUGUUGAAGAAGUCGGAAGUGAGAAGAGGACGCUUGUGGUUUACAGCGCGCUAUAAAACUGAAGUGUCAUCCCGCAUCCGUGAUAUGACAGCAGGCGUGUAACGUCCUUCUCACCGCUGAAAUUAACAGGAUAUCUGCUGUGGUUAAUCCAGGUCGCUUUGGUUGUGUUUUCUGUGGCUGUAUAGACUGUCAUGAGAUCAGUUUGGGCAUGGCGUCCUUCCAGAGUUACUGUAAGGCGGCGGGAGCAGCGGAGGAUGAGAACGGAGAACCGGACCAGUCUCUGCAGCACAUGCUGAAGGCCAUCGCAGACGAACGGAACCGACUAAAUGUUCGGCAGGAGAUCAGCGGGCUCGGAUGUUUUAAAGAUGACCGAAUUGUGUUUUGGACAUGGAUGUUCUCCACAUACUUCAUGGAGAAGUGGUCACCACGUCAGGACGACAUGCUGUUCUAUGUGCGGCGGAAGCCCGCGUACGCUAGCGCUGACAACACAGAAGGGAAAAAGGUGGAGGUCGAGGUGUACAGAAGAGACUCAAAAAAGCUCCCUGGACUUGGCGACCCUGAUAUAGACUGGGAGGAGAGUGUAUACCUGAACCUCAUCUUACAAAAGCUGGACUACGUGGUCACGUGCGCUGUGUGCACACGCACAGAUGCAGGAGACAUCCACAUCCACAGAAGGAAGUCACAGCAAGUGUUCGCUUCUCCCAGCAAGCACCCGAUGGACAGCAAGGGUGAGGAGUCCAAAAUGAGCUACCCGAACAUCUUCUUUAUGAUCGACAACUUUGAGGAGGUGUUCAGUGAUAUGACUGUUGGAGAAGGAGAGAUGGUGUGUGUGGAGCUGGUGGCCAGUGACAAAUCCACCACCUUCCAGGGAGUUAUCUUCCAGGGCUCCAUCCGCUACGAGGCCCUCAAAAAGGUCUAUGACAACAGGGUGAGUGUGGCUGCUAAAAUGGCCCAACGGAUGUCCUUCGGCUUCUACAAAUACAACAACAUGGAGUUUGUGCGGAUGAAGGGCCCUCAGGGGAAAGGGCACGCCGAGAUGGCUGUGAGUCGAGUGCCUACUGGAGACACGUCACCCUGCGGCACCGAGGAGGACCAGGACUCGCCCCUACAUGAGAGGGUGACGUCAUUCAGCACCCCCCCGACCCCUGAGAGAAACAGACCCUCCUUCUUUUCACCCUCUCUGCGCCGCAAAGUGCCCCGAAACCGCAUAGCCGAGAUGAAGAAAUCCCACUCUGCCAACGACAGCGAGGAGUUCUUCAGGGAUGAGGAUGAUGAAGACCUGUGUAACACCACAAACCUUCGCUCACGCUCUCUUUCGGGAACUGGCCGCUCACUCGUGGGCUCCUGGCUGAAGCUGAACAGGACAGAGGACUACUUCCUUCUGUACUCGCAUCUCACCUACAUCACUCUUCCUCUACACCGGAUAACUACAGAUAUUCUGGAGGUGAGACAAAAGCCUAUUCUGAUGAUCUAGUGGCCAACGACUUCCUUAGAACUUGUGACUAAGUGCCUCUCCACAUCAGGCCCUCAGACAACAGCGCCAUCUAGCAUCCAUACAGAGAACCAAAAAAAACCACCACUGACUAAAGGAGAGGAGAAGAAACGUGAGAACUAAGGACUUAUUUAAAAACCAGCCAUUCAAGAAGUGCCUCUUCUACCUGUUUUCUGUGACCGUCUGUAUGUGGACAUGAGCGCAAAACAGCCUGAGUGACUGAACACCGUCUGAAAUGCCUCGUUCCAUCUGAUCAGCUCAGGCUCGGUAGGCAGGACCGGCUAAUGUCCCACCUGCGAGCGAAAGGAAAACGAAUCAAAGAGAAAAAACAAAACAAAAACACAUGCAAAAGAAUGUCUGUUCUGUUGUAAAUACACUGCUGCUUAGAAUACUCAGUGAAUCUACCAACCACGACCCUCUCAGCCUUGUGUUAACAGACUCUGCUGGGUCUAUCAAUGUUGUUAAAUUGUGCGUAGUGCUUUGUUCCAAAGUCAAACAUACCCCUUUAUCCCCCCAACCCCCCAACCCCUCACCUUGCUUCAUCCCUAGGCCUUAACACCUCCUAACCAGCUACAUUAAAAUCUUGACUCUGUUUUAUGGCCUAUUUCCCAGCACAGAGUCUAGAAAUGGAAAUGCUGGAUGUGUCUUAAGUUCAACCUUCUGGUUCACAUACGAAAAAGGAAAAAAACGCACUAAUAGGUUUUUCUUUUUUAGUUCGUUCCUUCGGUAAAAACAGACAUGACGUAUUUGUUCAAUUGUAUGUUUGGAGAUCGUCGGUAUCCUUGUGAUAUUUAUUAGUCGAUGUGAGGUGUUCGAGUGCCACAAAAUGAUGCUGAAGCUGAAAGGUUUCCCUGAGGACAAUAUAAUAGAAACACAGUCGAGCUGUUUGUACAUUACAGAAACACCCAUAGUACAGUACCUUGUUCUACAGAAGACCUGAAACUCAAGUUGUGGGGAAAAAAGUUAAAGGUGCUGUGUUGUAAUUUCAAUUUAAUAACUUGUUAUAUUACAUCACUAUUUUCACUUAAUAUCCUGUUUCAUUAUAGUAUGUUGUUAUUUUAAAUGAUCUCAUCUUUUAUGAUUAUUUUGAGUUAUCUUGUUAUCCUGACCAUAACCUGAAGGCUUUUAAAUGAACUAUCAUCAUAUAC
This is a messenger RNA of Tachysurus fulvidraco (yellow catfish), 2654 nucleotides long. Its product is annotated as kiaa0930. The transcript is spliced from 10 exons. The coding region runs from base 223 to 1488 and encodes 421 amino acids. Lineage: Eukaryota; Metazoa; Chordata; Actinopteri; Siluriformes; Bagridae. The record is from RefSeq and is a predicted model, not a curated record.